GUCUUCUAAAACAGUACAUUUGGGUACACCAAAUGUAGUCCUUAUAAAUAAAGAAAACUUUGCAAAAAUUCUGAAGCUUGACGAACAGAAUAACAAAAUUUAUAUCACAAUCGAUGAUAAUAGUUACCAUGAGGCUCAAGAAACAAAUCUAGGAUCUAGCUUUGAAGUGUUAGAGGGAGCUAGUAAUAAUCUGAAUGAACAUGAUAAUCCUAAUACAACUGAGAGCACUCAAUUAAAUGAAGUUCAAGGUGUUGAGAAAUCUCAAAACUAUACUGAUCUGCAAUUUGAUGAGUAUACAGAUUUAGAUGAAGAAAUCGAAGAACAAGUUUUUGAUAGGAAG
This is a messenger RNA of Racocetra persica, 340 nucleotides long. Lineage: Eukaryota; Fungi; Glomeromycota; Glomeromycetes; Diversisporales; Gigasporaceae. The record is from the annotation of a GenBank genome assembly.